AUGUUAGACAAAGAGGUGGAGUCUCUCAAAGACGUGCCUCUGGCUUUUAUAAGAAAACUACUGAUGAUCAAUACCAAGUGCCGGAAUCACACAUCUGUAGACUCUGGUAAAACACAAAACAGUGGCAAUGAUGAUGAGGAGGAGGAGAAGGAGGAAGAAGAAGUCAAUCCCUUGGAUCUGGUUACUGCGCUCUACCUUUGUGCUGACAGCUUUUUGCAGCAAGAGAUGUCCCUUAAGAUGUCAAUGUGUCAGUUUGCUGUCCCUUUUCUUAUACCACAAUCUGACAACAGUCAGUGCACACUCAUGCUAUGGGCUCUUAGGAAUAUUUACAAAGAGUGGAGACCUCAUGACCUAAUACAAACAAAAAACUAUGUUGAAGACAGUGUUGUCCAUGCACAGAUACCUCUCCUCUCCUUUGUCAGUCUGAAAGACUGCAGCUUCUCCAAAUCCCAACUUCUCAAUCAAGUCCUGAGUAAUGCACAACAAAGUAUACCAUAUUUCACACACAGAGAACUGAGAGGUGGAAGUGUCCCAAAGAAGAUCGCAAAUGGCCUGGUGGAGAUGACCUGGUCUCUUCCAUGUGGACAGAGCAACAUUGAUGUUUUUCCAAAACCUGUAGCAAUAGCUAAUAUGAGAGGAGAUAUAAUCUCCAACAAAACACAAUUCAAUUUCCUUAUGCAGGUUUCUGCUGCAGUUUUUGUGUGCCUGGACACCAUGACCCAAGAGGAAGAGAAGUUGCUGGAUUUACUGGGUCCUCAGAAGUCCAAGCUCUUCUUGGUGAUAAAUAAGAGUUCUAAUAAGGAGUCUGUUGCUGAGUCGCUGAAGCUGAAGAAAACCCAUAUAAUAAAAUGGAAACAGAAUGCCAACAUGGCAAAGUUCUGCGAUCAAAUCACUGAGUUGGCUCAGCAGAUCUUGGACACCUUAGGCAUUGAGCACUUCAUGAGAGAAAUUGGACAGAUCUAUGAAUCAAAGCAAUCAGAUGACACAAGACACCUCCCCUCAGUUGCUGCUGAGCUUUUGCUUGAUGGAUACCCCAUGGAGCUUCUGAAUGGAGAUGCAUCCAUCAUCCCAGAGAAGUGGGUGACUGAUGCUCUUAUGGAGGUACACAGAAGAGUAGGGAGCUCUCGACUCUUGGUUGUGUCUGUAUUAGGUGUGCAGAGCACAGGGAAAUCUACUCUGCUCAACACCAUGUUUGGUGUCCAGCUCCCUGUGAGCAGUGGCCGCUGUACUCGUGGAGCCUACAUGCUCUUUCUCUCUGUUGAACAGGAACUCAGAGAGGCGCUGAAUUGUGACUUUGUUCUACUCAUUGACACAGAAGGUCUUAAGGCUCCUGAACUUACCAUGCUUGAAGACAGCUUUGAGCAUGACAAUCAACUUGCAACACUUGUAAUAGGCCUCAGUGAUGUGACCAUCAUAAAUAUUGCCAUGGAGAAUUCAACAGACAUGAAGGAUGUUCUGCAAAUAGCAGUUCAUGCAUUUCUACGGAUGAAGCAACUUGGAAAGAGACCAAUCUGUCAUUUUGUGCACCAAAAUGUUUCGGGUGUAUCUGCACACAGCAAACUGACGACAGAACGAAAGCACCUGAUGGAACAGUUAGAUGAAAUGACACAGAUUGCAGUGGCCAUGGAGAACCAGUCUGAAGUGAUUAAGUUCACCGACAUCUUGGAUUAUAAUGUGGACGGGAACAACUGGUACAUACCAGGCCUGUGGCAUGGGACUCCCCCAAUGGCACCUGUCAAUUCAGGAUACAGUGAAGCUGUACAUGAGCUCAAAAUGAAUGUAAUUAAACAAAACCACACAGAAAAUAUGUGUGAAAUUCCAGAUUUUCUGAAAUGGAUGAGUAGUCUGUGGAAAUCUGUGAAACACGAGAUCUUCAGCUUCAGAAACUCUCUUGUUGCCAAUGCCUAUGACAGCCUUUGCAAAGAGUUCUCAGAAUGGGAAUGGUCGUUCAGGAAGUGUAUCUACUCAUGGCUGAACGACGCUGAAACACAAAUAUCUAACACUGACACCAACAAAGUACAAAGUCUCUCUGAAGUUUUGGAAUUGGAUGCCUUCAAAAUCAUUGAAGAUCAGACAACUGUGAUGAACAAGAAAUUGGAAGAGUAUUACAAGCGGAAAGACAGCCAUGUGAAGUUAGUGGAAAGGUACAGGUCUGAGUAG
Molecule: messenger RNA, 2160 nt
Organism: Sardina pilchardus (European sardine)
Lineage: Eukaryota; Metazoa; Chordata; Actinopteri; Clupeiformes; Clupeidae
Product: interferon-induced very large GTPase 1-like
Exons: 3
Coding region: 1-2160 (719 amino acids)
Molecular function (GO): GTP binding
Source: RefSeq, a predicted model, not a curated record